Messenger RNA from Episyrphus balteatus (marmalade hoverfly), 1571 nucleotides. Its product is annotated as probable cytochrome P450 6a20. Gene Ontology annotation, molecular function: iron ion binding; oxidoreductase activity, acting on paired donors, with incorporation or reduction of molecular oxygen; heme binding. The record is from RefSeq and is a predicted model, not a curated record. The transcript is spliced from 2 exons. NCBI's taxonomy places the organism in Eukaryota, Metazoa, Arthropoda, Insecta, Diptera, Syrphidae. Bases 56 to 1546 code for a protein of 496 amino acids.
ACCGCCAGUCGAUUUUUAACACUUAACGGUGAUAGAGUGCUCUGAGUUCGAAAUCAUGGUUUUCAUUGCAACUUUAGUUUGCCUUCUUAUAACCGCUGCAAGUUUAAUAUUUUAUUUUAUCAAACGCAGAUAUAAUUAUUGGAAAGAUCGUGGAAUUCCACACGAUACACCAGUUUUUCCGUACGGAAAUGUAAAAGAUUACAUGACAACACGUCACGGACGCUAUGUAAUGCAGGAAUACUAUGAAAAAUACAAACACUCCGGACCCUUUGCUGGAAUGUAUUUUUUCAUUACACCAGUUGCUUUCAUUGUGGAUCUUGAUCUUAUCAAAGAUAUUCUUAUUAAAGAUUUCCACAACUUUAGUGAUCGUGGAAUGUUUACAAAUGAUAAAGAUGAUCCACUGUCCGGACAUUUAUUUUCACUUGAUGGUGAAAAAUGGCGAACAAUGCGUAAUAUAGUUUCACCGACAUUUACAUCGGGCAAAAUGAAGUUUAUGUUUCCGACAAUUGUGACAGUUUGUGAUGAACUUUUAGACGUAGUUUCCAAGACGAUUGAAAUAGAUCCAGUUGUUGAAAUUAAGGAUCUGUUGGCCCGAUUCACUACUGAUGUAAUUGGAACAUGUGCAUUUGGUAUCGAAUGCAAUAGUCUCAAGGAUCCGAAUGUUGAAUUUCGUGUUUUUGGUGUGAAUGCGUUUACAAAGACAAGACAUGGUAAAAUAGUUGAAGGUCUUAUAAUUGGAUUUCCGGAAUUGGCGAAAAAGCUGAGAAUGCGUUUGGUUCAUGAUGAAAUUCAUGAUUUUUUCAUGAAGGUCGUCAGAGAUACUGUGGAAUAUCGGGAGAAGAAUUCUAUCAAGCGGAAUGAUUUUAUGGAUUUGAUGAUUGAUAUGAAAAAUUCUGGGGCUGGAUUGACAGUGGAACAGAUUGCAGCUCAGGCGUUUAUAUUUUUUGUAGCUGGUUAUGAAACUUCAUCGACAACAAUGGGAUUUGCACUUUAUGAACUUGCACUUAAUCAGGAAAUUCAAGAUAAACUUAGAACAGAGAUUAAUUCUCGUUAUGAUCAACAUAAUGGACAAUUUAAAUAUGAAGCUAUGGCAGAAAUGCCAUAUAUGGAGAAAGUUAUAAAAGAAACACUUCGCAAAUAUGCUCCAAGUUUGGCAUUGUUGCGAAAAUGUCGCGAUGAUUAUCCAACUAAAAAUCCAAAUUUUACUAUACCCAAAGGAACAAUGAUAUUCAUACAAGUGGAUGCUAUUCAAAAUGAUCCGGAAUUAUAUCCAAAUCCAGACAAAUUCGAUCCGGAACGUUUUAGUCCGGAAGAAGUUCAGAAACGACAUCCAAUGACUUGGUUACCAUUUGGUGAUGGACCAAGGAAUUGUGUUGGAUUGAGAUUUGGAAAGAUGCAAAUUAAUGUUGGGCUGGCAAUGUUAUUGAGAAAUUAUAAAUUUAAUGUUUGUGAAAAGACUCAGAUACCAUUGGAAUUUGAUAUUAAAAAUCCAUUGUUAUCAUCGAAGGGUGGUAUUUAUUUGAGAGUUGAAAAAAUUAAGCAAUAAAAUCAACUUGAUGAGAUCGAUACAA